CAACGUCACGAAUUCAAACCACCCGACCAACCCAACCGGAGUGCCACUGACACGAAAACAGAGUCGAUUUCGAAGCGGAACUGCUCUGCUCCCCUCCGCCGGCGCUCCUCUCCCCCUCACCCCGCCGCCCGCCGGGAUCUGGAGGUCACACGACGCGCCACGAUGCAGCAGCAGCAGCCGGCCCUCCUCGGCACAGGGGGAGGCGGCGAGCACUGGGACGUGAUGAUGGAGGACACGCUCAUGUCGCAGGGCGAGCUCGCCUCCAUCGACGCGCCCCGCUUCGACGGCGCGGACUUCGAGUCAUGGCAGGUCAUGAUGAGAGGCCACCUGGCUUGGUCACACCCUCUUGUGUGGAGCAUAGUGGAAACCGGCUUCUCUUGUGCGGACGAGGCAAAUCCGACGGACCUCGAGCUGAGGAAGAUGUACUACAAUGCCCAAGCCAUGAACGCCAUACACUCUGCCCUCAGCGAUGACCGGCUCUACCGGAUCUGGCACCUUGACACUGCCAAGGAGGUCUGGGACGCCCUCCAGGUCAUGCACGAAGACACCCCGACCGUCCGCCGGUUAAAGAUCAAACAGCUGAGGGAGAAGAUGAGGUUGUUUGCGUGGAGGAAGGGCGAGUCUGCCGAUCAGAUGCAUACAAGGCUCUGGAAUCUGGCCAUUGACCUGAAUCGCCUUGGUUGCAAAGAGGUGGACGACCCUUAUGUCGUGUGGACGAUGCUUCGUGCCAUGGCGCCUAGGAAGCCGGCCUUUGUGGACGGCAUUCGCCGGGAGCCUGGCUUUGAAGAGCUCACCCCUCUGGAUGUGCUCCACAACUUCCAAGUCUACGACUGCAGGCAAGAGCUAUCCAGAAUACUCAUGCGCGGUACGCGAGGGCGAAGCCGGACACUGUCACGCCGAGCGAGCCCGCCGACGAUGCAGAUUGCUCCGGAGAAGCGCCUCGCUUCGAUAGCACGCGCUAUCUAUCAUGGCAGCGCAGGAUGAAAUUCCAUCUGCUUAGCAUUGACCCUCUAGUGUGGAGAGCUGUGGAAACUGGCUUCUCUUGUGCAGAUGAAGCAAACCCAACGGCUCUUGAAAAGAGGAACUGGCAGCACGAUUACCGAGCUAGACGUGCCUUACAGUAUGCCAUAGGUGAUGAUCAAUACAUUCGGAUUUGCCGAUAUCAAUAUAAUAAGAGUGCCAAGGAGAUUUGGGAUGCUCUCCGAAAAUCUAAUGAAGCGGCUGGUAAGUCAAAGCUCUGUUCACUGAGGAUGGAUAUGAACUUCUUCGUCUUAGGGGAAGACGAGUCCCCGAGUGACAUGUAUACAAGGCUCAACAAUUUGGCCAAUGAAAUGAAGGGUCUCGGGUGCAAGGAGAUGACCGAUUCCUAUCUUGUGGAGAAGAUGCUUUUUGCCAUGACGCCAAGGAACCCAACCAUGGUUUUCCUCAUCCAUCAGAAGCAUGACUUUGAACUACUCACUGUCGUGGUUCUAACUCUGACAGUGAUGUAGGGGGGUGUGUAUGGAGAGGCUAGAUCUCAGCUAUUGGGAAGUUGUAAACACACGAGGAUUA
Triticum urartu is the source of this 1551-nucleotide messenger RNA. The record is from RefSeq and is a predicted model, not a curated record. Lineage: Eukaryota; Viridiplantae; Streptophyta; Magnoliopsida; Poales; Poaceae.